Molecule: messenger RNA, 562 nt
Organism: Dentiscutata erythropus
Lineage: Eukaryota; Fungi; Glomeromycota; Glomeromycetes; Diversisporales; Gigasporaceae
Source: the annotation of a GenBank genome assembly
UUCCGAUGUAUCUCUCUUCUUUCGAAACUCACUUCUUUCGAAGCAUGAAAUACGGCCAGAAGUGUCAGGACCAGUAGACCUCAAGCCGGCCAAAAAAAGUAUUAGUCGCGGCACAUUAACGUUAAUCGAUACUUACUUUUUAUAUCGCGUACUUCUUUUGAUUUCUUCGGAUUGCGUUUUUCAUUUCGGUUCUCCGAAGAAAGAUGGACCUCAAAUCGGACGGAAAGAAGCAUCCGAAUGGUAUGUGAAGCGUGCUGAAAAUGAUAACGAAACUAGCCGAUUUGACCCAGGUGGAAUCGUAACUGGAAGUGAUGAAGAAAAGGUGUUAGAAUGGAACCUGAAAACUGCUGAUGAAUCUGAACGUUGGAAAGGCAAUUCAAGAGUAAAAUGUGCAAAAGCAAAACGACGAAAUCAUGCCCGAAAGAGUCCUGACGUUUGGUGCCGCCCCCAGCGGAGCUGUGCAAGACCGCUCUAUUUAUUCCGAGAGAAACUAUCGACCCAUGUUGAUAUUCCUGAUAAGGAUCUCCAACUUAAAGAUAAGUCUCGUGGAACUCGACUUUAA